GGAACCUUGGACGAUGCGCUCGCUAAUACGAAUAUGUCAAAAAAAUUGUCGCUCUCUUUUCAGGAAUUGCAAUGGUCAUUCGGCAUAAAUCCGGAAGUACCGGUGAUAAAUUUAACUACCAAAGAUCGAACGUUACUAGCGUACGCCUGUUCGCAUGUAGUUGUGAUUUAUAACUACAUUUCGAGAGAAAUGUUGUCGCUUGUAGGCCAUCAUAAUGCCGUAGAAACAUUAUCCACUUCACGAGAUAGCAAAUGGUUGCUAUCAGCGAAUUUCGGGAAAGAUUCCAUGGUGAUAGUUUGGGACACGGAAAAAGGGGUGCCCGUGUGCACUUUAUUCAAUCCGCAUGCGAGCGAAGACAUGACAAUCGCUCGUAUCAGUCCCGAUGCUAAGCAAAUAGUCACUGUCGGCAAUGAAAAGUGUCAGAAUGUGCAUGUCUGGUUGUGGACUCAUGGAAGGGACAAACCAGACGGAUCAAUUUCGUUGAUCGACAUUAAGUCCGAACGUGUCAAGGAAAUAACUUUCAACGAUGAAUGUCCGGAACAAUUUGUAUUAACUACCGAUUAUCACGUUCUGUUCCUAAUUUGGGUUAGAUGCAUUUUGGUUUGGAAUGACGUUUUUUGCAAAGAAAAGGAUGCGACCAAUGAUGAUAAAUAUAAAAAGAAAAAACAUAUAAAAACGAUUAAUUUACAGAACAGUAGUAUUACUGUUAUCGUCCAUAACGAAAAUAUGCUUGUCACUGGAAAUUCAAAUGGUCGUAUUACUUUUUAUAAUUAUCAAUUGCAACUUUUGUACUGGUGCCAGAAUUGCUAUAUUGAUUCCAUUCGAUGGCUCAGUUUCGAUCUUCAAUCAAAUUUGCUACCUCCGAUAUUUAGCGAAGUAAAAUCAAGCUAUCAGCCGAUGGAUGCUACUUUACAGGGCUCCCCGUUUAACGUCCGAAAUUUUCUCGCAUGUUCUUCUAUGGGAGUAAUAGCAUUAGUAGAAAUUCCGAAGCAAAAAUGGCACUUUAUAUUACGUCAUCCAGUAACAGCUAUAACCAGCAUGGAUGCUCAUCCAGAAAGCAAUUACAUAGCCGUGGGCGAUAUGCAAGGCAUCGUGCGCCUGUACAAUCACGAGGAGCGCUCUUUGAUGAUAUUCAGGAGCACGCCACCCUUACCAGAUUUUCGACCAAUUCUCGAAAAACAGACAAUCGACGGGAACAUAAUUUACGUCACUUGUCCGCAAAGCAACGAGUCUUCGAAAGCUGUCACAGCUUUAAAGUUUUCGCCAAAAUGCGAUAUGCUGGCAUGUGGUUUGGAGAACGGAGCAAUUUGGAUUCUACAUCAUAUUACGCUAGACCCCUUAGAGGAGAUUCCGUACAAGCACUCUUCCGUAGCUGUCAAUAAAAUCGCUUUCGCCCAUUGCGCCGAUUAUAUGGCUUACACAGAUGAUGCGUCGACAGUAGUAGUAUUAAAAAAAAAUGAUAUCGCCACUUCGAAAGAGCUUCAUCUGUGGAACCUGAUUGGAAAAUAUCACUCGCAUUAUCUACCCAUCACAGAUAUACUUUUCGGCCAGUCUACAACCGAUUCUGCUGGUUCAUCCCGAUUUUUUUCAUUGGGAAAGGAUCGAGAGCUCAUCGAAUAUGAUCUUGAACACAGCGGACCGUAUCCAAUACCGGGACUUCAAAUCUUGCGCAUUGAUAGAAUCGAACAGAGUGCUAUUCCUCUUUGUCUAGCGUGGUAUCCUAAAUUCGAUGUUGGAAAAUUCCUUAUAAUUUCAAAUUCCGAAUACAAAUAUAAGAUCUUCAACGAUGUUACCAAGACUAUUUGUGGUACUUAUUUAGGACCGAUUUUUGGAGAACCAGUACAACAAUUCCAAAUCUUAACGAAGAAACUUGUCAACCAUAAUAAUUAUAUGGUAUUCGCCACCGAUAAGGAAAUUGGUCUUCAGUUACUACCUUUGGACGGCAAUCCUUAUAAGAUUCUCAGCAUGAUGGGACACCCACGAAAAAUAACAAAUAUCGCUGUCAACAACAACAAGGAAAUACUUUUUACCACAGGUUACAAUGAUCCAUGUAUAUUGAUGUGGAAAAUUAAACUCAGAUCCGUUGAUUUAAUGGCGCAAUCAGGCGGAGAAGGACUCUUACCGUUUCGUUGUCUCGUCGAAGGCGAGAGAAAAUCGCUGAUAAACGAAAUGAAAGAUCUAUUCUAUUAUGCGCAAAUAUUGCAUCAAGGUGAAAAUACGACUGCUGCCAGAAUCAUUUCCGAUACUGUGGUCAUCGAGCAAAUUCCAAACCUUAUGCGAGCUGUUGGAUAUUUUCCGACAAAUAAAGAAAUAGAGAAUAUCAUGACGGAAGUGCGCUAUAAAUGUAUCGAGAAAAUCACUUUCGAAGAAUUCGUGCGACUCUACGUGAAUCAUCGACCGGCGUUCGGAUUUACCAUACGUCAAAUAAAGGAAGCUUUUGGUACUUUAAUCGAUGAGAGUUUUACCAACAUGGAAAAUCCUACUCUGACAAGAGAACAGUUUAUAGACGUUUUACUCGGUAGAGCAACAUCGAAGACUUCGAUGGAAGACAGUGAAAAUAUCGGUGAACCGUUGACUUUGGAAGAGGCACACACAUAUCUUAAGUUGCUCGUGCCUUUUGACGAGAAAACGACGAAGAUUCGUCAGCCAUCGAGCCCAUUGCAAAGAGACGUGUUCUCCAAUUUCCGUUUUCUCCCGCCAAGAAUAUCUUACAAAGAUUUUGCUACGAACAUUAUGGGUAUUGAAACACCGGAGGAAACUAAAGUUGGCAAUCAAGGAAACCAACACGACAAUUAUCUGUAG
Messenger RNA from Camponotus floridanus (Florida carpenter ant), 2802 nucleotides. Its product is annotated as cilia- and flagella-associated protein 251. Lineage: Eukaryota; Metazoa; Arthropoda; Insecta; Hymenoptera; Formicidae. The transcript is spliced from 19 exons. Gene Ontology annotation, molecular function: protein binding. Bases 34 to 2802 code for a protein of 922 amino acids. Gene Ontology annotation, cellular component: motile cilium. The record is from RefSeq and is a predicted model, not a curated record.